Molecule: messenger RNA, 955 nt
Organism: Saccoglossus kowalevskii
Lineage: Eukaryota; Metazoa; Hemichordata; Enteropneusta; Harrimaniidae
Product: nascent polypeptide-associated complex subunit alpha-like
Cellular component (GO): nascent polypeptide-associated complex
Source: RefSeq, a predicted model, not a curated record
UAGCAAUCCACAUUCAUCCACGGAUAUUUAUUCUCCAGGUUGAAUAUUAUUGAGGUCGUUUGUACAUGAGAUAUCGAUCGAUCACUUGUGUCGAGUAGUUGUUCUGUAUGCUGUUUCCUUGGCUAGAAUGCCACAAGAAACAGAAGCCGUUCAGGCAGAGCCGGAAACUCAACCAAGACAACCAGAAGCAAGCGGUUCAGGCACAGAGUCAGAUAGUGAUGAUUCAGUGCCGGAGUUAGAGCAAGAUGAUGCAGCGGCUGGCCAGGCAGCAGCACAUAGUGAAAAAUGGAGCGAGAUGGCGGCGUCGAUGGGCGUGAGUGAGGAACAAGUAAGCAGAAUGAAACAAAGCAGAUCAGAGAAAAAAGCCAGGAAAGCGAUGUCAAAGAUUGGAUUGAAGAGUAUUACAGGAGUGAGUCGAGUGACAAUACGACGAUCAAAGAAUAUUUUAUUUGUAAUUACCAGACCAGACGUUUAUAAAAGUCCUGCAUCAGAUACAUUUAUUGUAUUUGGUGAAGCAAAGAUUGAAGAUUUAACACAAGCUGCUCAGAUGGCAGCGGCAGAGAAAUUCAAAGUUCCUGAUGCGGGAUCGGCAUCCAUGGGAGUGUCAGAAGUUCCCGUUACAGCCACAGUACCUGAAGAAAGUGAUGAAGAGGAGGUGGACGACACGGGAGUAGAAGCAAAAGAUAUAGAACUUGUGAUGUCCCAAGCCAAUGUUAGCCGUGCUAAAGCUAUUAAAGCACUGAAAAAUAAUUCCAAUGAUAUUGUAAAUGCUAUUAUGGAAUUGACAAUGUAGAUGAAGUGCUGGAAUGUGUAAAGAGGGGAUGGGGGGUCUACAUUUACCAUGUUUCGUCUUUUAUUUUCACUUAGACGUGGGUUUUCUUUUUGAUACUGUAUACAAAUCAGCAAUCAAUGAAUGGACCAUGUUAAAUGAAUAAAUUCACUGUUACAAAUUAGU